AUGGUACGACCAAGACGGGGGAAAAGAGCUAACGAUCCCGAAGAGCCACAGGAGUCAAAUAAAGGAGAAGGCUAUAUACAAGUAGAAAUUGGUGGUGAUAACGUCACUUUCGAAUGGCUAAAGAACAAUCUGACUACACGCAUGCAAGAACAAGAAGCGACCCGCGCUUUACUUCCAGAUUUGAUAAGAGAGAAGAAUGGCUUGUUGAAACAAGGCAAUACAACUGCAUUAAACAAUUGGCGUAGGAGACGUGGAAAAAAUAAGGUCACACGCGAAUUCCGCAAAAAGGAGAAAGAUGAUUUCAUGAACGCUCAAGCACUCUUGGAAGACUUUCUCUAUUUCCAAAACCAUUCACAUCGGCGUAAUAGAAAUUACGAAUUCAAAGUGGAUAAGAAACCCGGUCAUAGUAGGCUGAGCGCAGUGGGAUUGGGAAAUCGCCAAAAUAUACUAGAUGCAUUUGACAAAGCCAAAAUAGGGGGGCCGGUUCAUCGUAGUGGAUUUUCGGAUUGGGAAGGUAAGGAGAUUAGAGAAAGAGAGUCGGGUCAAGGACCCAAGCCAGUUCGGUUCAAUGAGUUACAUCUGUGGACUCCAGCAUGUCGACGGGUGCCAGUCGGUUUCGCCGCCACGAAAGACAUGUCAGUUGAAGCUACCGCGCUCGUGCUGGAUAUAGACAACAUUCGAGAGGAGUGGAAGCGUAUAGAGGAGGUGGAAAUUCCUGAGAGAGGCCAGGAAGGCUUUCCUUACCGAACGCACAUGGAAAGAAGGCAACAGGAACAAGCGCUCUACAGGAGUGAGCUUGGGAACUUGAGGCCUACCACUGCAGGCUUGCACCUUGAGACAACGCCGGAUGGCGUGAAACUUCAGGAUAGAUUCAGGGACAUGCAAAUACUGGACGGCGUCUUCAUUUCCGCAUUAGAGUCCUCAUAUGACUGGCGCACGUCAUACGACUUACUCGGGCCAGUGAAAAGCGGCAUCUACGCAAACUUCACCGUCAGCGACGAACGCGAGACAAUCGACGAAGAGCCGGCAGAAGACAGUCUCGAAAACGACGACAAUAUCACCGAGCAACCCGAACCAUCCAAGAAGCGCAAAGCAACAGGGAAGACGAAAUCUUGUACGAAAAAGAAACCCAAGAACGACGCAACAGAGGACCAAACCACUGAACACACAACCGCCGAACAACAACCAACCACGGACAAUCGCACAAUGCUCGACUGCCCCUACCCAGCCGGCGAAUUCCAACAACCCUCCUCAAAAAGACCCCUCACCCUCUCCACGCCGCUGGUCUCCACCCCCUGGUGCGAAGAAACGCCCGGGCGGCGCGAAUACCACGUCUCUCUGCUCCUCUCGCCGUCCUCAGCCGUCGACUCGCCGCCGCACACACCGAUCCCUCACCCCACGGCUGCCAGCCUGCCGGCUUCGUUCCCCAACGACGAAGUGAGCCCUAUCGGCUUGGCCGCCCAGCGGCGCUGCGCGCACGAGCCCGAGCGGUGCCGGGCGUGGUGGAGCCACGCAGCAGAUGCGUGUUGGAUCGUGGAGUCGGAAGCAGCGGGGCGGCGGAGUCCGGUGGUGCACCCGAUUGCUGAGAUCGAGGGGCCCGGCGAGGAGGAGUUUGUGCUGCCGGAAGGGGCGAGGGCGGUGUAUGGGGAGAGGGUGGCGGAUCAGUAUGGGGUUAUGGGGGAGGCGUGGCCGAGAGUAGGGGUUAGGGUGCCGUAUGAACCGAUGGGUUGGGAUGAUGUUAGGGUGGGUGGGAGGAGGGAUGGUGGGGAGGAGGAGGGCGAGCGUGCGAGGAACGUGGUGCAUGAGUAUCGUGCCAUGGCGGCGCCGUUGAUUCCUUUGGAGGAGCGGGUUGGUGGUGUUAAUGCUGAUGCAGAUGCGGAUGCGGAUGCUGGCAAUGGAGUGGGCUAUGAGAGUGACGGGUCUGACUACGAAGGUGAUAUGUUUCGUAGUAUGUAUAGUCUGGGGCGUAUUGGUAUUACAACUCGGGCAUCGGAAUCCCGGAUGAGCCAGGCGGAGAGUGCGGCGGAGUCUUAG
Bipolaris maydis ATCC 48331 is the source of this 2034-nucleotide messenger RNA. RefSeq lists its product as uncharacterized. The record is from RefSeq and is a predicted model, not a curated record. NCBI's taxonomy places the organism in Eukaryota, Fungi, Ascomycota, Dothideomycetes, Pleosporales, Pleosporaceae.